Molecule: messenger RNA, 4705 nt
Organism: Solea senegalensis (Senegalese sole)
Lineage: Eukaryota; Metazoa; Chordata; Actinopteri; Pleuronectiformes; Soleidae
Gene: abraxas2
Product: abraxas 2, BRISC complex subunit
Exons: 9
Coding region: 22-1365 (447 amino acids)
Biological process (GO): attachment of spindle microtubules to kinetochore; mitotic spindle assembly; protein K63-linked deubiquitination
Cellular component (GO): nucleus
Molecular function (GO): microtubule binding; polyubiquitin modification-dependent protein binding
Source: RefSeq, a predicted model, not a curated record
AUUGAUAGGGAUGUUUCCAUCAUGGCGGCUUACAUUUCAGGCUAUACUUUUAGUUCUGUGUGUUAUCACAGCGCCAACAGCAACUCAGAUCACGAGGGCUUCCUGUUUGGAGAAGUAAGACAAGAAGAGACUGUCAGCAUCAGUGACGCACAGAUAAGCAGUUCAGAACUGCUCCAGGUCGUAGAAAUCCAUAAUCAUGACCCGUGUGCACAGUUGUUUAGCUUUUAUGACUAUGCAGGCAAAGUCAGUGAAGAAAAUCUCAACAGCAUUCUCAAAGAUAGACGGAAAAACAUCAUUGGUUGGUACCGGUUUAGGCGGAACUCACAGCAACAGAUGUCGUUCAGGGAACAGAUCAUCCACAAACAGCUGAUUCAGCUGCUCGGUGUACCCGACCUCGUCUUCCUUCUUUUCAGCUUCAUCUCCACCGCGAACAGCUCCACACACGCAAUGGAGUAUGUGCUCUUCAAACCCAACCGCAGUAGGUACAACCAGAGGAUCACCCUCACAAUCCCAAACCUUGGCAACACAAGCCAGCAGGAAUACAAAGUCUCCUCAGUGCCCAACACCUCAGUCAACUAUGCCAAGGUCAUCAAAGAGCAUGGGGCUGAAUUCUUUGACAAAGACGGUGUGAUGAAGGAUAUCCGAACAAUAUUCCAAGUCUACAGCGCACUACAAGAUAAAGUACAGGCCGUGUGUGGUGAAGUAGAACAAAGUGAACGUGUGAAGGAGAAGAUUCAAGACGAUGUAAACAAACUCAAACAACAAAUUGCUCUCAGGAAACGCAAGACGGCAGAAGAGGAGAGGAUGCUCCGUGAAGCCCAGGAUGCAGACUCCCAUUCCACUCCAGAAGAAAACACAGAGCCGUCUGAGGCUUCCCUUUUGUCCAGGAUGGCGUUCCAUACACCCUCUGCUCCUGAGAGACCCAGUACCUCACCUAACCCACCGCCGUAUGCUGACCUCUUGACGCAGGACGACUCUUUGCCCUCCUCUUCCUCCCCACCCACCAGUGCUGCUCUGCUGCCUCGGCCACAGGCUGUGGGCUCACCCGGGCACCCGACGCCUGGCCCUCUGGGAAUGGUUCUGGGCCUUGGUCUGGGUCUCAGCGCCAGCUCCAAUCCCAUCUCCACUCCCAGCACCCCGUACCUCGGCAAUGGUGACGGCUCGAGCUCUGACUCAUUAGACAGACAAGCAGCAGGGCAGGAGGACGAUGCAGAUGACGAUGACGAAGAUGAAGACAGUAGCGAGUAUGAGAACUUAGUGAGUGAAGCAGCUCACCUGCCAAUGGUCACUGCCAGCGUUUUAGCUCAAGGCCGACCAGCUGCCCUCAGUCCCGACGGGGACGCCCGUGGCUCACAGACGACAUAGAGGCUUUGUCACAGGGUGUGGCAGGGACACAGUGACGCACCUUGAGAGGUGGGCAUCUCAAGCAAUCAAAGAUAAUACAAAUAUAGACAAAAAGAAGUGCCAGUCCUGGAAGUGAAAGGCAUGUGCAGGUGGUUUCCCACUGUGUGUAUUUCUUCUUGUCUUAGUCUGAUCUCCAGAUUAUGGGGAAACCUUGCCAGGCUUUGUAGGCUUAACAGGUGUGGGGGAAAAAAUCAUGUUUUCAUCAUUUUCUUUUUUGAAUGGGGGUUUGUCUGUGUCCUUCAGUGCGGAUUGUCUGAUUCAGGGUCAUAAAUGGUUAUGACAACACAAUGUAUGCCAACUGGUUGGCAAAUCGGCUCCCUGUAACACAGAGCCUGCUCCACUUUUGCUGUUUCUUUAUGUUUUGCAUCACCCACUCUUGCAUUUUUACCUCUUGCACUAUUUUUUGCCACCUUUAAAACAAACCUUCCAAGAAAAGCAAUGGGAAAGUAUUCUCCGCCCUUUGUGUUAUUUUAUUUUAUUUUACUAAAUUAAGUCGUCAGAUGGUUCACUGAUUAUUUUAUGAUGCAAAGAAAAAAAUAUAUAUUUGACUUUUUUUUGGAAUUAUGUUUUGUUUAGAACUUUGUUUUCUUCAGUCUAAACAUACAGUUGCCUGUUUAAAUUAUGAAAUUAAUAGAUUUCAAACAAUUGUCACUUCUGUAAUCGGUGCUACAUAUUAUUAACACUUAAUUGAAUUCAUUUGACAAGAAUGUCAUUGUUUAGUUUUUCUUGGACAGCACUGAAAUUGUAUGCGCUUUGCUGCUCUGAACAAAAAUGUAAGAUUUCUUUAUAAUUUUUGUUGCUAUACCAAUGCUGUCAUGUUGUGCCACUUGACUUAGUCCUCAUUGACCACGCUGAGCCAAACUCAGCUCAGCUUUUGUGCGUUGUACAAGGUUCACAGGGCAAACAGAACAAAAAUGUACUAUAGCUUUACUAACCAGAUGCUUAAGGUUCCCUUCUUCUUCUUCUGCUGCCGCUGCUGCAACAACACGAGCUACCACUAAAAAAAUAGCUGCAUCCUUCUGAUGUUCGUACAAAAACCUGGCUGCUACUUUCACUUCAGAGUGCUGGUUGUCUCUAAUACUACUGACCGUUAUCAUCAUGACCACUUCAAGCACACUCACAUGUCUUGUUCUCUAUUAAAGUCACAACAAAAAGGCUGACACCCCCCUGUAGUGUGUCUGUGUGCAUUGUAACUUUGGGAUAACGGAGCAGGCACAGAGCAGCUUCCUGUCUCGGUGUAGUUGACAGCAGACCUCAUGUAUACUGACCUGGUUGGGUUAGUGUUGUGUGUGUGGACCUGGAUAAUGUGACAGCGUUAUGACCUUGCUUUGGUACACGGUGCCUUCCACUCAGGGCAGUUUUCUGUCUGAAAAGGUAACAGGAACUGUGUUGUGUUUGCAGUAACUGCUUAUGUCUUCCCUCCCUGAAACCAUUUCUCCUGCUUUUUAAACGUACGGUUUCCUUUUUUUAAAUUUUCAUAGCUUCAUAUUGGACUUGAAUCUCACGGUUGCAGCUGGGUUAUUUUUUACUGGAAUUGUGAGUAAAGUAAGAGGUAAUUUGACUACAUCCAUACUGCUUUGUUUCCAUUUAGAAAUCUGUAGAUUCUGCCCAAAAUACACCUGCUAUGCACAUUAUCUUAGCAUGUUUGAGCCCCAAAAACUACAAGGUUAAAAGAAUCUCUUUCUGCUGGGGCUGUUAAAGAAAAACACUAAAAAUUGAGAUGCGGAGCCAUGACAACAUCGUUUUCCCAUAGGGUAAAUUAGCCAGUUCUGUAUGGAUAAAAAGUGGAUAUGAUACAACACUUUUGCUAAUUCUCCUAAAUUUGCUCUUGUGUAUGUGGGUCUGAUACUAAUACAUUUGAAAAACAAUGACCCAAUUACUUGCUUUCACUUCGGAUUGUUUUCUUAGCAGCCACAACCCUCUAUCAGCUGUGAAGAGAAAAUGCCAUUUUCAAAGGAUAACACGUAGUAUGGAUGUAGCAUUGGUUCAGUGACCGAACACCCUUUGAACAAGAGGGCAGGCAAGACGGGCAAUAGUCUGCAACCCUGAGUUAUUUUAGGGGGGCCCUGAUGUCAGUCCACAGCAAUGACAAUUGACCGUAAGCACAGUCUCUUCCUGGUUUUCAAUAAACCAGCCCGUCUAUUUCUGGUAAGCUGUCAGCCAACGGAGCAGAGAUGUUCUACAGACGGUGUCUGAAGAAGUCACCAAGAGUGUUCAGUGACAAAUUAUAGAAUUUUGCAGAGGCUGUGCUCAGAACGACACAGCAGUGUGGCACUUUUUUUCUAUGCUUCAAUUUAAAUGCCAUUUUCAUUUUAAGGCCAUUUCGAAACCCCUCAGGACUAACUACUAAUACAGCUACUAAAAGACGGAUGUAAGUAAAUGAGCUGGCUUAUAUUUUAGUGGAAAAAGUACAGUAAGUGGUGCUCCAUAUAUAGUCAAUUGUGCAGCAAAUGUCCUCAAAUUUUAUGACCAACUAAGUACAGGGGACAGAAAAUAACUGAAGUGAAGAUUGAUCAAUUGCUGGAUGUUGGAAACAACACCCUCCUUGCAUGAACUGGUCAGUUCCUGUCCAGACAAGUUGGUAUUCUGCAUGGACAGAUGUUUGCACCGCAGCUGAGGUGUAUCUAACAUAGUGUGCAUCAGCAUUUUGUUAUGAGAGACUUGAUGAACAGGCUCUGCUUUAUUUACACAGUUUGUUUGUAUGUCAUGCUUUUUUUGUUUUUUGCCUAUAAGGUUUAAUUUCAAUGGCCCUGAUGUGUAACGCGUCACUGAUUGGGAACUGGCACUCAGACAUGUCACUUAAUAAUAAUCGCAGAGAGAAUAACACAGUCACACCAUGUUAAUGAAAUGACAACAUCGGUGUGCAAGGAUUUCCUUCGAGUACUGGAAUAUAAUAAUGAAUGUAUAGUAGAUAAGGUGUGGGGGUAGCAUUUAAACAGCACUUACUGUAUAGGCUUGUCUCAGUCAAGUGUUGUGGUGUAAAGCAGCAGUUCUUAGUGACAAUGCUGAGGAUGUCUGGUAUGUGAGAGGAGGACUGCCAUAUCCCUAUCAAGUUCCAGCAUCAUACAAAUAUACACUUGUGCUGAAUGGGGUGACCCUUCCGUUUUUCCGUGCCCCACAUGGACUUGAGCAACAUCAACACCUCCCUGAAGCAUCAAGUCCAGUGCGAGGCUGAGGUCCUCUCAGCUUUCACCUGGAUUUAUAUACUUGACGAAAGUUGACAAGGGACUUUGGUUGGACAAUCUCAAGAGGAUGUGGUUCUAAAACUGGGGGAUAAUAAACGAGACAUGCAUAUGUGGUA